Staurois parvus is the source of this 342-nucleotide messenger RNA. The record is from the annotation of a GenBank genome assembly. Lineage: Eukaryota; Metazoa; Chordata; Amphibia; Anura; Ranidae.
AUUGGGGCUGUUCACAAGGGAAUUGGCCUGUUUCCAGGUAAUUUCUUCCCCGCACUACUCCGUGGUUUUGGGCUAUCCCUGGCUUCAGAGGUACAAUCCGACCUUUGGAUUGGCGAUCGGCCGAGAUUCUCUCAUGGUCACCACGGAGUGUGGGGGCUGGUUGCAUCCGUUGACUUUUUAGGCUACAUCAUUUCCCCGGUGGGUUUUUCUAUGGACCCUGAGAAGGUUUCAGCGGUUCUGCAGUGGCCUCGUCCCAGUGGUCUUCGGUCCAUUCAGCGCUUUUUUGGGAUUUGCCAACUAUUAUCGGAAAAAAUUUAUCAGGAACUUUUCCAGCAUUGGCAA